AUGGAUGACCAUGACCCAGAGAGGAACACUGUUCCUGUGCAUAAUGAGCCCCCUCCACUUCCAUAUUCGUUACAUACACGGAAGAAGUCGAUCGCUUUCUUCUGGACUAUAUUUGUGCUCGAUACGCUAGGCCAGCCGGUCGGCCUAUAUUGGGGACUAUGGUACGGCACCGACUUGUCGCAUAAUUUGGUGUUUUCCAUUGUCACCGCUUGUUUGGGAGGUAUCUCAGUUUUUGAAUACUUCUAUCGUCUAUACAACCUCUUCCGCAAGAACUCGUGCGCCCGACCGUUAAAUUCGCAGAAAUCUCGGCUGGACUUUUUUCACAUCAACUUCACGAUUGUAUGGCUCAUCUUGGCCGUCGAGUUGAUUGUCGGAACCGUUCCUCAAGAACCAUAUGUGCGCCUCGUCGCCAUGGUCCUCCCAUCCGUCAUGUUCUACUUCGGCAUCGUCCACCUCUCCCUCGACAUCCUUCGCAUGGCCGGCCACAAAGCUCCUUUCCGCAUAUCCUCCACACCUAAAGGCUCCCCCAUGCCAACGGCCCUAUACGCCCUCAUCGAAGAUGUCGUCGCAGUCGACGGCGGAGGUGGCCAAAUCUACCGCUAUGCCCUCCGAACCCGUUACCUAUCCAGUCCAUAUUUCCGACGCAUGCUUUUCGAAAUGAACUGUUUCUGGAGCGGUGGCUCGAUCAUUUGCGCAGCCGCCAUCACCGCUAUCAUCUUCACUGUCUCAGAACCCGUGGCAUUCACUCUCGGCUGGACCCUUCCAUUUGCCUGGGCUUUGGUAUGGACUGCCAUUACCAUCCCCUGGGUCAAGGGCGAUCUACGCCGUGAGAAGAAGGCAUGGGCCGAGAACAGAGGCCAAGGUAGAGGCCAAGGUGGAAUCCCUUGGGUGGACGAUAUUGAUGCGCCUACUCGGACGCGUUUUACUUCUGUCCAGGAACGUCUGCCGAACCUCUUGCCUUGGGUUCGCGAGAAACAAAGCGCGCCGUCAACGCCUUCUGUUGAUGGUGCGAAGGAUGGUGCUCAGGAGACUGGGCACAUUGAUGGCGCUCCUGAAGUCCCUCCUAAUGGACAUGGACCUGAACAUAUUCUUCUUAGCAGUGAGGCUACCGAGGGUACAACGAAUGGCACGACUCACGACGAAAAAUCCCAAUUGCCCGAAGCAGAUACAACUCGUGAGGCAAAUACUUCGACUGCUGCUUCCACUGGUGACCAGCCAAAUAACCAUUGA
Molecule: messenger RNA, 1230 nt
Organism: Penicillium longicatenatum
Lineage: Eukaryota; Fungi; Ascomycota; Eurotiomycetes; Eurotiales; Aspergillaceae
Exons: 6
Coding region: 1-1230 (409 amino acids)
Source: RefSeq, a predicted model, not a curated record